Chanos chanos (milkfish) is the source of this 2012-nucleotide messenger RNA. RefSeq names its product dual specificity phosphatase 1 (gene dusp1). The record is from RefSeq and is a predicted model, not a curated record. Lineage: Eukaryota; Metazoa; Chordata; Actinopteri; Gonorynchiformes; Chanidae. Bases 239 to 1372 code for a protein of 377 amino acids. Gene Ontology annotation, cellular component: cytoplasm; nucleus. The transcript is spliced from 4 exons. Gene Ontology annotation, molecular function: MAP kinase tyrosine/serine/threonine phosphatase activity. Gene Ontology annotation, biological process: protein dephosphorylation; negative regulation of p38MAPK cascade; endoderm formation.
ACGAGGGAGCGCAAUACGGUACAUCCCUCAGAAACUACGAACGAAUUUCAAGAACCUAAAAACGGAUUGUAAUUGAAACACACUCCUACAAGAAGACGCUCCGAUUAUUUUUACACAAGGAAACCUUUAAUAAGUCAACAAAGGAAAUCAAAGAAGACACUACCGUGAGAGUUUUUUUUUAAGUCCGAACACCUCGUAACGAGAACAAUACCCUUUAGACGUACUUGUACAGUGCUUUAUGUAUCUAGAUUUGUUAUUUUCAACGCGUUGCCCUACUAUGGUCAUAAUGGACGUUCCGAGUAUCGAUUGUACCUCCCUCCGGGGUCUCUUGGAGGGGGAAGACCCAGGCUGCCUAGUCUUGGACUGUCGCUCUUUCUUUUCCUUUAAUUCCUCUCAUAUCCACGGGUCAACUAACGUACGGUUUAGCACAAUAGUACGCCGACGAGCGAGGGGCGGAUUGGGAUUGGAGCACAUUGUUCCAAACGAGGAUACAAGGAAUCGACUUCUUUCUGGCGAUUACCAGACCGUGGUGUUCCUUGAUGAUCGCAGCUUGGAUUUAGGCCAAGCUAAGAAAGACGGAACUUUGAUGCUUGCCGUCUCAGCGUUGUGUCGAAACCCGUGUGGUGCCAGUGUGUUUUUUCUGAAAGGUGGCUUUGACAAAUUUUCUUCAGAAUAUCCUGAGAUGUGUACCAAGCCAGCGGCUCCACAAGGUUUAUGUUUGCCCCUAAGCGCCAACAGCCAGUCAGACAGCACAGAAUCCGGCUGUAAUUCGUGCACUACCCCACUUUACGAUCAGGGUGGCCCAGUAGAAAUCUUGCCUUUCUUGUACCUUGGCAGUGCUUACCAUGCCUCCAGAAAAGACAUGCUGGACAUGCUGGGCAUCACAGCACUCAUCAAUGUCUCAGCAAACUGUCCAAACCAUUUUGAGGACCACUAUCAAUACAAGAGUAUCCCUGUUGAAGAUAAUCACAAAGCUGAUAUAAGCUCCUGGUUUAAUGAGGCCAUUGAAUUUAUUGACUCGGUACGGAACAAAGGGGGACGGGUCUUCGUUCACUGUCAGGCUGGCAUCUCUCGCUCUGCUACCAUCUGCCUGGCCUAUUUAAUGCGCACCAACCGGGUCAAGCUAGAAGAAGCGUUUGAGUUUGUCAAACAGCGUCGCAGCAUCAUUUCCCCCAACUUCAGCUUCAUGGGACAGCUUCUGCAGUUUGAAUCUCAGGUGCUAGCCUCCUCUACAUGCUCUUCAGAGGCAGGGAGUCCUGCUAUCAGCAAAAACAGCACAGUGUUCAACUUCCCAGUUUCUAUCCCUGUCCACUCUACCGCCAGUCCACUGUCUUUCCUACAUAGUCCCAUUACCACUUCACCAACCUGCUGAGAGCACCACAGGAACUGACUUGUUAUGCCACCUCUAAACCUCACAAGGGUGGGGUGUUUGGGAACAAAAGAUCCUCAAAAGUAUUGUAUGUUUCGUGUUGGACAAUAGGUAGACUUUGAAACCUGUUGGGUUUCUCUGCUACAGACAUAACAGUAUUGGUAGACGAAAAUGGCUGUUCUAUGCUAGCCUUGGUCUUUCAGACCUGUGAAUACACUGCCUCUGACAACAUUGUUGACAAAACUGAAGGAAAAGUGGGUAAUAUGAAUAGAUUGCAUUUGUAGAAGCCAAGCGUGGGUGUUCAUCCAUUGUGGUCUUCUCUAAUGAGCAUUGUUGCUUCAGAUAAUCGUUUUGUUUUCAGUUUUCUUUCAUAUUGGCACAGGAGACUGCCCCAAGUCUUUCAUCUGAUAUUUACUCAGGAAUGAUAUUUUUAAUGGUUAUUUUUCUUGUUUUACAUGGUUCAUCUGAGGGGACCACGCAUUUCAUGGCUUUAGGAUGUUUGUUCGGUUAAUGUGACCUUUUGGUCUCUUGUGUUGAACAAUGAAUGUACUUAACAUCUCUGACUAGAUAAUAAUCGAUGUGAAUUGGAAGAUCAUGCCAAUAAUUGCCUUUCAAAAUUCUCACCCCAGGGGGAGGUUUUGUU